This is a messenger RNA of Echinops telfairi (small Madagascar hedgehog), 2868 nucleotides long. It is a transcript of the gene GRK4, whose product is annotated as G protein-coupled receptor kinase 4. Bases 703 to 2040 code for a protein of 445 amino acids. Gene Ontology annotation, cellular component: cytoplasm. The record is from RefSeq and is a predicted model, not a curated record. Gene Ontology annotation, biological process: protein phosphorylation; signal transduction; regulation of signal transduction. Lineage: Eukaryota; Metazoa; Chordata; Mammalia; Afrosoricida; Tenrecidae. Gene Ontology annotation, molecular function: G protein-coupled receptor kinase activity; ATP binding. The transcript is spliced from 12 exons.
UGUGGUCAGCCUGCACCCGGGCUGCGGCCACGCUGGGGACAGAGGGCUGGCAGGCGGUCAUUGGCAUAAAGACCGUGGCCUUCACGAGACAGAGGCAAGUAGUGGGGGUAGGGGGGUCGCAAGAACAGUGUCCCUGACACGCCCCACCCCCAAGGUGGUGCUGCCUUAUACAUAGUGCCCUCACAGGACAGGGCAGAACUGCCCCUGGGGGUUCCAAGAAAGCAGCCUGAUGGGAGUAGAAAGCCUCGUCUUUCUCCCACAGAGCGGGAGAUGGUUUCAAACCGCACACCUGGCGGUGGUCACGGGGCCACUAGGGCCCCAUGACCUGGGUUUAGCAGAGGACUCAUGGAGAAUGUCUUUCCUGGGCAGGAGCACUCGGAGCUGGGUAAGAGCAUGUUCCCUACAUUCCUUAGCUCCCUGUGGAUGUGGAGGGACAGGGGGCUUCUGAGGUGACCUAGGCCCACAAAGUGUCCUCCUUGGCAGGUGCAAGCUGACCUUGGGGUGUCACACCUCCCCCAGCCCUGCAGGUGCUGGCUUCCCUGUGCACCUCCCCGGCCAGGGCCUCCUCUCGUCUGCAGUCACAGCAGAGACCAUACAGGCCACAACAGGCCACCCCUGCUGGCCCGAGGCCACACUCUUCCAGGCCUCAGGGGAAUAGAAACGUGCCUGCUGUCCUGGAGCUGGCUGGGGCUCGGGGACUCCAUGCGCUGCUCCCUGAGGUCUUUCCAGGAGGAGCUGCCCACUGAAAGAACCGUUCAUAAUUAUUUAAGUGGAGAGCCAUUUGCAGAAUACCAAGAAAGCCCCUAUUUUUGUCGUUUUUUGCAGUGGAAAUGGCGUGAAAGGCAGCCGGUAACGAAGAACACAUUCAGACACUACAGGGUCCUAGGCAAAGGCGGGUUUGGAGAGGUGUGUGCUUGCCAAGUGCGAGCCACAGGGAAGAUGUACGCCUGUAAGAAGCUGGAGAAGAAACGCAUCAAGAAGAGGAAGGGGGAAGCCAUGGCUCUGAACGAGAAGAGGAUCUUGGAGAAAGUGCACAGCAGGUUUGUGGUGAGUUUGGCCUACACGUACGAGACCAAAGACUCCCUGUGCCUGGUGCUGACCAUGAUGAACGGAGGGGACUUGAAGUUCCACAUCUACAACCUGGGCCUGCCUGGCUUCGAGGAGCAGAGGGCUGUGUUCUACGCGGCAGAGCUUUGCUGCGGCUUGGAAGACUUACAGCGGGAGAGAAUUGCGUACAGGGACUUGAAGCCCGACAACAUCCUCCUGGAUGACCGGGGGCACAUCCGGAUUUCAGAUCUCGGGUUAGCUAUGGAGGUUCCGGAAGGGGAGACGAUUCGAGGAAAAGUUGGCACGGUUGGUUACAUGGCUCCGGAAGUUAUCAGUCACGAGAACUACAUGUUCAGCCCCGACUGGUGGGGCCUCGGCUGUCUGAUUUACGAGAUGAUUGAAGGACAUCCCCCGUUCAGGAAGUUCAAGGAGAAAGUCAAGCGGGAGGAGGUGGAGCGCAGGGUGAAGAGCAACAGUGAGGAGUACUCAGAGAAGUUUUCGGACGACGCCAGGUCCAUCUGCAGGAUGCUCCUCACCAAGGACCCGAAGGAGCGCUUGGGCUGCCGGGGGCACGGGGCCGCCGAGGUCAAGCAGCACCCUGUGUUCAAGGACAUCAACUUCAAGAGGCUGGAGGCAAAUAUGCUGGAGCCCCCUUUCCGUCCCGAUCCACACGCCGUGUACUGCAAGGACGUCCUGGACAUCGAGCAGUUCUCCACCGUGAAGGGCGUCCACCUGGACAACCGAGAUGAGGACUUCUACGCCACCUUUGUCACAGGCUGUGUUUCCAUCCCCUGGCAGAAUGAGAUCAUCGAAUCCAAAUGUUUCACGGACCUCGACGAAAGCGGGACUGAGGACGAGAUCGUGUCAGACGUAGAGGAGAGAGCGGGCGCCUCCGUCAAACCGAAGAAGAACUUCUUCUACAGGCUUCUCCAACGAGCGGGCUGCCUCAGCUCCAGCCCCAGCAAGAAGGAGGAGGAGCCCACAGCAGUCUGAGGCAGGCCGGCACGUGGAGCAGCCAAGCCACCGCGAGUGCGCCCGGCACUCUGCAGACCUGCCACACCGUCAGCACUCCAGGCCCACCGACCCCCAGAACGCCCCGUGCGCCCAUGGACAGGACAGGGGGCUUGGCUUGUAGCGGCCCCCAGUCCAGCGUCAGCCCCGCAGUGUCUCCUGCGAGAGGGGUCAGUGUCUUCGGCCCAGCUGUGAUGCUCUGAAGCCUUCGCUCGUUGACAUUCUCCCCCCGGGUCUCAGGGGCAGGCAUGGUGUCACCCUGGCUUUCCUCACCCCAGGUCCCGGACUUCAUGGUGUUUAGAGCCUAAUUGAGACUUUCACUCCCACACUGCUGCCCUCGGACCAGGGCGACUUAGGGAAACCCGCUCUGCUCCCGCCCACCCAGGAGAUGGGCAGCAGCUCCCUGUGCUCCAGCUCCGGGCGUCAGGGUGGGGAUGCCAUGGUGACACACACCAUCCCCCGCGGUGCCAUCAGAGAAAGAGUGUCCAGUCCCGAGUCAGGGCCAGCACAGUGGGAGCUGCAGGAGGUGUGUGGUGGCUUCGGGGGACAAGGGGGCAGGGUGGACGUGAGAAGUGACUGACGGGGAGGAGCCUGGAGACCAGAGUCGCACCAGCGCCUCCUGAGAGAUCACUGCUAACACACCGCAUGUUCUCAGGUCAGCGCAAGUGGCUGGUCUUGAACCAAAACUCCAACCGCCACCCGAACCAUCAUCACCCGUCCCCUCACCAAAUUGCCCCCCUGCUGCCCACACAGUGGCCGGCCAUUCUUGUAAAGCCGCGUAAUCAGAAAAUAAAGUGUGGACAAACCCUG